GUGCCGGGUGCCUGCAGAGCCCGUCUGCAGCGCUGCUCGCAGCCAAGGCGGGGAGAAACCCAGCCUACCAUUGGGUGAAGCAACCACCUCUGCAGGCCAGGAAGCGAGCUGUGGUGUGUGCUGCAUGGUAUCUGCUCAGAGCUGUCUGCUCUAGAAGGAGCUAAAGAGAAGCAGGAGAGCUCAGAUCGAGAUGUUUGAAAUGUUCGGAAACCCCUAACGAGGAGUAACUCUCUGGUAUAAAAGGAACAAAAUUCUCCAGGUUGGCUGGCAAGGAAGAGAGCAUGAUCGGAUUCCCACUCUUCACACUCACCGGCUUUUGAGUUUCUGCUGAAGCUUGACCCCGCAGCGGUGUCGGAAGCGGCUCCCCCAUGGCUGCAGCCGGCGGCGAGGGGCCGGCACGGACCCCGCUCCUGCCGGCCGGUGCUGUGCUGGCCCUGCUCGGCGUCCUGGUCUACCUGGGCGCCCUGUGCGCUGCCUGCAGACGCAAGGGCAGGAAGAAGAAAGUCCCUCCGGAUGGGGUGAAGCUGGUGGACGAGUCCCUGCUCAGACAGACGCAGCUGCGGUCGCUCAGCAAAUCCGACACGAAGCUGCACGAGCUGUACCGGGUGAAGGCCAGGGACGACACCCAGCGGCCGGCCAGCCUGGAUUUCCCCUGCCCCACGGCCCCCGCGGCCAGCGCCGAUUCUCUGCACAGCCCCGGCAUCAGCGUCCUCCUGCACCGUGAGCUGCCCCGGAUCCCCGUCCCCGACCCCCCGGCUGCCUCCCCGUCCCCCGACCAGACCUACUCCAACCUGCUCUUCGCCCCGCUGCAGAAGCCGGUGCCGGACACGGUCUAUGAGUGCCUGGCGGUGGGAGGGGAGGAUGCCCUGGUGCCCUCCGUGCCCGCUGGCACCCAGUUGCCCCCUCCGCGUGCCGGGCACGGGGCGGCCGAUUACGCCUGUGUCCGCAAAGUGAAGAAGACGGUGCCCGGGGUGGUGCAGGAUGGGGCCGUGGCGGGGCCUCCCAGAGCAUUGCAGUGCUGGGAUGGCACGGGUGAUGCUCCCCGGGCGAAGCUGGAAGAGAUGUACUCGACAGUAUGCAAAGCCACCAAGAAGAAAACCCAAGUCCCCGCAUCGUCCCCGAGGGCCGAGAGGGAGGUGGGUGCUGGGUGGCCGCCCCCCCGCCGGGAGGAGGGUGCCCCGGCCGGGUGCUGGUCCUCGGCAGCCCAAGGCCCCCCCGACCCCUGCUACGAGUCCAUCAACGACAGAGCCUGGACUGCUCAGGGCCGCAGCCCCGAGCCGGACUACGAGGCCGUGGACGUUAACUGGAAGAAGGCGGCAAAACGGGACAAACCGGGGAAGCCCUGUGGCCCCGAAAACCUGUAUGAAAGCGUCGGCGACAUUUGGGCGGCGGAGUCCCGGCGAGCAUCCACCAGGACGGCGGCCAACGGGCUGGAGGUGUACAUCACCAACCUAUAGCAUCCCCCCCCCCAGGGAGCGGGGUCCUCGCCGCAGGGUGGUCCCACCCCAGUCGGAUGCUGUCGGGGAGGGGGGAUCCCCUGGGACCGGCUUUCCACGGGGUUGAGCCUUGCAGGGGUGGGUGCCAGCUGGGGCGGCUGCAUUCUGUAUAUAUGUUAUGUUACUUUUCUUUAAGCCUCCUUGUCCCGGCUCAACCCA
Aquila chrysaetos chrysaetos is the source of this 1655-nucleotide messenger RNA. RefSeq names its product Lck interacting transmembrane adaptor 1 (gene LIME1). Gene Ontology annotation, biological process: B cell receptor signaling pathway; T cell receptor signaling pathway. The transcript is spliced from 6 exons. NCBI's taxonomy places the organism in Eukaryota, Metazoa, Chordata, Aves, Accipitriformes, Accipitridae. Bases 369 to 1457 code for a protein of 362 amino acids. The record is from RefSeq and is a predicted model, not a curated record.